Molecule: messenger RNA, 1107 nt
Organism: Auanema sp. JU1783
Lineage: Eukaryota; Metazoa; Nematoda; Chromadorea; Rhabditida; Rhabditidae
Source: the annotation of a GenBank genome assembly
AUGGAGCGCCGAUUAAUAUUUCUAUUAUCACUAGUGGGCGCUUGUCUGGGUUUAAGAGUUGCCGUUAUUGGAGAAGGUGUAAUUGGUCUUAGCACAGCUUUGCAUAUAAAAGAACUGUCACCAGACGCUGAGAUCACAAUCUUCCACGAUCGUCCAUUCAAUGAGUCCUUGUCCAAAAAUAUUGCCGGUUUGUUCCGUAUCGAUAAUGGAGACUAUAAGGAAUAUGGAAAUGCCACGUUUUCACAUCUAGCAAAGUUAUGGAGAACGGUUGGUGGUUUGUCCGGCGUUCAACUCAUUUCCGGUCACAUUCUCUCGAAAAAGAAGGAUGAUCUUAUCAAACAGGCUAACAACUAUGCUGAUAUAGUAUACAACUUCCGCUACCUAGAAGAUUGGGAAAUGCAAUCACAAUUUGACUUGUCCAAUGAUGAUGGUACCACGGAAUGUAUCCACUAUACAGCUUACACAUCUGAAGGAGGCCGUUACUGUCCGUUCCUGAAAGAAGAGCUGAUAAAACUUGGCGUAAAAUUCCACGAAAGAAAUGUCACUUCUCUUGAUGAAAUUGCAGAAGAUGGCUAUUCUGUAGUAGUGAAUUGUGCUGGCAUCAAUGGAGGUAAAUUAGCUGGAGAUGAUUACGGUGUUUUCCCCAUCAGAGGAAUUCUUCUUAAGGUUGAUGCUCCAUGGCAGAAACAUUUCCUUUAUCGCGAUUUCGGAACAUUCACAAUUCCUAUGAUUGAUUCUGUUGUCGUUGGUACUGUCAAACAGGAAAAUGGUACAGAUCCUUUGUUGUCUUCUGAGGAACAAGCUGAAGUUUGGGGUCGCUACACAGCUUUACAGCCAUCCUUCAAGAAUGUGAAAGUCAUCGGAAGUUAUGUCGGUUUCCGACCAGGACGUGAAAAGAUCAGGGUUGAAUCUCAAUUGCGAAUCACGAAAUCAGGAAAAGCUUACAAAGCUGUUCACAACUAUGGACAUGGUGGAAAUGGCUUUACCUUAGGCUGGGGAACUGGCGAGCAUGCUGCCCGUUUAGCGUUAGAACUGCCUACUGAUAGAUAUGACGCUUCACUGAAACAUAAGAGUUUGCCAUCUGAGGAAGUAGCUCGCAGGAGAUAG